This is a messenger RNA of Candidozyma duobushaemuli, 1716 nucleotides long. RefSeq names its product transcription factor IIF subunit (gene TFG1). The coding region runs from base 1 to 1716 and encodes 571 amino acids. Lineage: Eukaryota; Fungi; Ascomycota; Pichiomycetes; Serinales; Metschnikowiaceae. Gene Ontology annotation, biological process: transcription initiation at RNA polymerase II promoter; positive regulation of transcription elongation by RNA polymerase II. Gene Ontology annotation, cellular component: transcription factor TFIIF complex; nucleus. Gene Ontology annotation, molecular function: RNA polymerase II general transcription initiation factor activity; TFIIF-class transcription factor complex binding; DNA binding. The record is from RefSeq and is a predicted model, not a curated record. The transcript has a single exon.
AUGAGUCAAUCACCGGUGAAGAGAGAGCCAGGCGUCAAAAAGGAGAAUCAGUCUCCCCAAAUGCUGCCUGCUCCAAGGCCUGCUGCUGGAGGCGACUGGAAUAUGAUUCCUUUGAAGGCUUGCACUCAGAAUGAUUUGCAAGACACAAGGAACCAUAUCAUGAAGUUCCAGACGAAACAGGACGUUGACAUCAUGAAAAACUUCACAAAGCCUGUCAGACUACACAGAAAAGACCCCAGGAAUAUCCAGUUCCAGCUCACGCGAGAAGAGAUUGAUCGUCGAAAGAAAGAAGGCAAGGAACAAGGGGUGGACUUGUUACAAGACCCAGAGGAGAUUGUCUUGGAUGAAAACGGAGAACCAACUGCUACCAAGAUGGACAUGUCUCAGGUGGCCCCAGAUGGCGGUGCCCGUAAACAUCGCCGGAACAUGUUUAAAAGAAAGACAAAGCAGGUUCACAUGAUGGACGAACAGAAAAGAAAGCUCCGCUAUGAAGAAUACUAUCCCUGGGUCAUCGAGGACUACGACGGAAAGAAUGUUUUCGUGGGUAAUUACGAAGGCGGUCUGACCGAUAGUACUCAUGUUCUUUUCGUCUUUGAUAAAGAUGGCUUCAAGAUGGUUCCAGCUGAAAAGGUUUACAGAUUCACGCCUAGAAACAAGUACGCAACCUUGACCUUAGAAGAGGCCGAAGCCAAAAUGGAGAAGAACCAAUCUGCUCCUCGUUGGCUCAUGAAGCACAUGGAUGAGGGUGAAAGCUCCGAUCGUAGAUUCAAGCGCAAUGGUGCCAGCAAUCAGUUUGGGUCGCCAGUAAACCCAUCUGCUAGAAGUGCCUCUGCGAAUUCGCGUAUGCGUACGGUCCAGGGUGGCUCAUCCCUUAAUGAUCGUGAUUCAGAUCAUGAUGAGUUGGAUUUCGACGAGGAAUUCGCAGACGACGAAGAGGCUCCUAUCAUGGACGGUGCCGAGGAAGACAACAAGUUGUCCGAGAAGAAAAUGAAGAAGGAUAUGUUGAAGGCAGCUCAUUUGGGAGGCCAGCUGGAUGUGGACGAUAGCGACGAUGAGAUAAAUGACCUCUUUGAGGUUGAAAAGUCAAGAAAGGUUGACAAGGAAGGUAAGAAGCUAAAGAAGGUGCUACAUAAGACUGAGGGUGGUGUUUAUGACAGUGACGACAAUGAGAUUCAAAACCCAUAUGUGUCUCAAUCGGAUUUGGAGAGCGAGGAAGAAUCAGAGCCGGAAGUCACAGUCAAACAAGAACCUAACGACGGGUUGUCCGAUCAAGCCAUUAACAGGCCUCGUACAAUGUAUGUUACGAGCAUCAACGAUGGCUUUGUCGUGAUUCGUGCCUCCAAGCAAUUCUUGCAAGGAUUCCAACCCGGUGAAUGGAACCCUCACAUUCGCAAACGUGCUCGUUCUGUUGAGUCCCAUAGUGCCUCGAAGAAACAGCGCAGGGAAGACUCCCCCACUGCCAAGAGUGCUAGUGCCCUGCCAGUACCAGAGGCUCCUGGAGGAACCAACUUGGAGGACCCAGGUACUAACGGCGAGUUGGUAACCACCAGAGAGGUGUUAGACAUUGUGAGGAAACAACCUUUGGCAACCAAGGAGCUCUUGUUGAAAUUGAAACACAGAAUAAGCAUGCAUAAAGACAACAAACUUCGGAUCAUCAGCAUUGUCAAAACUAAUCUCAAAUUGGUGGAUGGACAGCUUCGCCUUAAAGAAGAAUAA